Esox lucius (northern pike) is the source of this 1516-nucleotide messenger RNA. RefSeq names its product serine/arginine-rich splicing factor 7. Lineage: Eukaryota; Metazoa; Chordata; Actinopteri; Esociformes; Esocidae. The record is from RefSeq and is a predicted model, not a curated record. Gene Ontology annotation, biological process: mRNA splicing, via spliceosome. The transcript has 10 exons. Gene Ontology annotation, molecular function: zinc ion binding; RNA binding. Bases 218 to 1084 code for a protein of 288 amino acids. Gene Ontology annotation, cellular component: nuclear speck; nucleoplasm; ASAP complex.
AGGGAAGGUUGGCGGUACUUCCUACCCUAGUUAGCUAGCUAGCUGUUUUAAAAACGUGUUGCUGCCUACUGCGCUUUGCGAGCCGCUAGCGAGGUCGAUAAGGGGAAGGGGGACUGUGGAAAAGCUGAGAGGCCGAACUAGAAACAGUGUUAAUUCACUCGCUGAACCAUCCAGGCUGCUAGCGAGCUAAUACGUUAGCAUAGUAAAUGAAAUAAAGAUGUCCUACUCAUCAUCUAGAAGCUCCUCGCGCAACACCGACUGCAAGGUGUAUGUGGGUGAUCUAGGCAACGGUGCUGCCAAAGGGGAAUUGGAGCGAGCGUUCAGCUAUUAUGGGCCUUUGCGCAGUGUCUGGGUGGCCCGGAAUCCACCAGGCUUUGCCUUUGUUGAGUAUGAAGAUCCCAGAGAUGCUGAGGAUGCUGUGAAGGGCAUGGAUGGCAAAGUGCUCUGUGGUGCCCGCAUAAGAGUGGAAUUGUCAACAGGAAUGUCUCGCAAGUCACGCUACGGCCGUCCCAGUCGCCGGCACUUUGACCCGAACGACCGCUGCUACCAGUGCGGCGAGAGCGGCCAUUAUGCAUAUGAUUGUUAUCGCUUUAGUAAGAGGGGAGGUGGCCGUCGCAGCAGGUCCCGCUCAAGGUCCAGGGGAAGGCGUUACCGCUCGCGCAGCCGCAGCAACGACCGCAGGCGGUACAGAUCCCCAUCAUACUCAAAGCGCAGAAGCAGCAGAUCUAGGUCCCCAGCGCGUUCAAAGUCCAGAAGUCCCGUGCGCAGGUCGUCCAGAAGUCCCGUGCGCAGGUCGUCCAGAAGUCCCGUGCGCAGGUCGUCCAGAAGUCCCGUGCGCAGGUCGUCCAGAAGUCCCGUGCGCAGGUCGUCCAGAAGUCCCGUGCGCAGGUCGUCCAGAAGUCCCGUGCGCAGAGCAGCAAGUCGCUCGCGUUCUCGGUCCCGUUCCCGGUCAGUUUCCCGCCCCAGGGCGCGCAGCGUUUCCAGGUCUCGAUCCCGGUCCAGGUCCCGCUCAGCCGUCCCUAAGAGGAACAGUCAAUCCAGGUCUCCCAGUCAGAGGAAAAGCCCCACUCCUGAUGCCAACUGACCAAGGGGGUGAGACCACUCCCUGCCCUCCUGUUCACCUGUUCCGAUUUGCCUCAGGGCUUUAAGCCAUUUUACAUUAUUGUCCAUGUACUUGAUUUGUUUUUUUCCUGUCAUUUUUAAUAUCCCUUGGUUUUCAUCCUCUGGCUUUGGCAUUUCACCUAUGUACAAUUGAUUCCCAAACUGUACUUUUCCCAUCAUGUACAUUUCAAUUGCUCUUUUUACAUUGGUGAGAAAUCUAUUUUUUAACACUUGUGCAUUUUAAUUUGUCUGUGCCCGGUUUCCUGAUAUAUUGGUCAGUAUUGCAGCUACAGUGGAGUGCAUUGAAGUGUACUCAUAGCUGUACUAAAAUGAAAUUAUUUUGAGUUUAUUUCAUUUUCAUUGUAAAUGGCUGUAUCUUUUUAAUAAAAUGAAUCUUUACACAGUAGUGAUGUGA